AUGUCAUUAGAUAAAACACUUGAAAAUGUCAACUUGACAUUGAGGGACUUAUCUUCUAGCUUUAAUGACCUUAUAACUGUGGUUCGAAUUGGUACUAUACUUAUUGUCACAGCACUUUGUUUUAUGAUAAUCGGUCUUACCGUACUUUGUUGCUACGUGAAAUGUUGUCAAAAGCACCUUACCUUGUUCACUUGUAAAUAUGCAUUAUGUGAAUCAAGACAUGUAAUUAGACGAGCCACAGAUGUGAGGAAAUCAACGAUAUUCAGUGAAAACAACGAGAAGUCUUUUCUUACGGCCUGA
Messenger RNA from Thelazia callipaeda (thelaziosis nematode), 300 nucleotides. The record is from the annotation of a GenBank genome assembly. NCBI's taxonomy places the organism in Eukaryota, Metazoa, Nematoda, Chromadorea, Rhabditida, Thelaziidae.